Anopheles moucheti is the source of this 9245-nucleotide messenger RNA. RefSeq lists its product as uncharacterized. NCBI's taxonomy places the organism in Eukaryota, Metazoa, Arthropoda, Insecta, Diptera, Culicidae. The record is from RefSeq and is a predicted model, not a curated record. Gene Ontology annotation, biological process: signal transduction. Gene Ontology annotation, molecular function: protein binding.
AUGGCCGGCGGUACCAGUAACGCACCGCACGGUACGCGUCAAUCGUCAACCAGGAUGGCCGAUAGUGGUGGACCCGGGGCGAACGGGUCUGCGGGUGGUAUGCCGCCGACCCGCGGCCACACGGCCCCCGGCCCGGGCGGACAUCUAACCCACGGACGUCCGGUACACCCGGCUGCAGCACCGCCGUCGCACACCAGCAUUCCCAAACCGGCGUCCAACACGAUCAUCGCCACCGGUCAGGUGUGCGGUCCGAGGAUUGUCAUCCUGCACCGCUAUAAUGGUGAUUUCGGCUUCACGCUGCGCCAUUUCAUCGUUUACCCACCGGAUUCUCUCACGGAUCCGACGAACAAUCCGCUGACUACUGCGAGACUGUUGAACUUUUCGCAACCGAUGGACACGGUGUUCGUGAAGAAGGUGCACCCGAACACCCCGGCCCAUAUGGCCGGCCUCCAGGAGGGUGACCGGUUGCUGGCAGUGAACGGCGUACCGGUUACCUCCAUACCGUACUCGCAGGUGGUCGCCACCAUCCAGCAGACGCCGAAAACGCUCACCCUGCAGGUUGUGCCGAAAAAUUUCGAUAUCUUACAAACGUUCUUUAGCGAAACCGCUCACAACCCGGAAACGAACCAACGACCGCAACCGCAGCAACCGUACGCACCGAAACCGGUAGGGAUGGCGGCCGGUGCCUAUCCCAAGACGAAACCGGGCCCACCGCACCCGUUCACGGUGGAGGGUGUGCAGGAGAAGCAGGAAUCGCUGUACAGCACGCUGCAGGAGAUCGUUGCGGAUAAUGUCGGUGCACCGCAGCCGGGACCGAAGAGUCUGGCUGUGCACGCCGAAGUGCCAAAGAUGCUGACCCAUCCAGCCGUACCGAUGGUGCACCAUAUGACGCAUCUGCAGAAGCCGAUGGUACCGUCGACUUCGAAGCUGGUCGCGAUGCCGUACGAGCAGCAGCAGCACUAUCUGCACCUGCAUCAGCAACAGCAGCAGCAGCAGCAGCAGUUUCUGCAGAAGAUGUCCCUGCACGGCAAGGACGCGAGUGGUGAGCUGCUGCCGGUAACGGGCGAUGCGGGUUACGCACCGCUCGGCGAAGGUGACAGCGCCAUCAUGUCCCGGCUGCGCAAAAGCCUCGAGCAGAAGGAAGAGUUUCUGCGUCGUCCAACCGCCACGAUGCAGGGCGCCCUGGUACCGAUGGGAACGGUUCAACCACCCACCAACGGGUUGCCCACCGCGCACGAUGUGCAGCAGCGCGAGUUUUACGCUCGUCCGAACCGUCUGCAGAAGUCCGUGUGGCCGCCGAGCCAGGCGCAACUCAACGCGCCCACGACCAGCUCGGCACUGGUCAGCUUCGGGCUGCCAACCGAACCGAACAAACCGACCGGCGGGUUAGCCUCACCGCCGACCAGCUCCCCAUCGUCGAACGUGUCCCCAACCACACCGUCGCCGUCGCAAACGGUUGCCACCAGCACCAUCACGAAACCGAUGGUCAGCUCCACCAGCAUGCUGCGGGAGCAUGCGUCCCAGCUGUCCGCUAUACGGGAGCAUUUCUUCACCAGCGGCAUCGGUGGUUCGCUUCAGCUGCCACCCAAGUCGGCGCCACCAUCGCUUGCGAUUGCACCGGCCGCCAUCACGACGACCGCGGGACCAUCGUCACCGACCGGGGCGGCCACGGUACCGCUGUCCCCGCACAGCAUGCACGCCGUCUCGGAGAAGGCGAAGCUGUUCGAGUCUGGCCGGCCACUGUCGCCGGAGGGCAUCGAUCGGAUGGACCUGUACAAGAGUGAGCUAAGCCGGAUAAACACGAAACAGGUCGUGCCGAAUGUAGCCGUGCGCAGGAAAGAAUUUGAAUUGAAGGCCGAAAGUACGGGUUGGCGGAAAUCGAUCGAGGAUAAGCCCCGCUCGGUUAGCUCCGAUUCGGAAUCGCGGCGAACGCCGGUACGUCUGCGGUCACUCUCGGUGGAGUCAAACGCUACGCGCGAUUCACGACAUUCGCUCGCGAGCUCGUCACUGCUGACGACCGACUCGUUUGAUGCUGGCGACAAGGAUAAGGAGCCGCUGCCACCGGUUGCGAUGCUGCGCCAGAAGCCGAUCCGGGACGAUUCGUACCGCAGUGCUGUCCGCAACUCGACAGCAUUCUGGUUGCAAGGACCGCUACCAUCGGCAACGGGAUCGGUAUCGGCGCACGGUGCGCCAACGCUAGCAGGCAGCUCGUCCACCAACUCGAUCGGGUCGCUGGUGUCGGACAGUGAUACCGGCUGUACGGUACGCCCGAUACCGCCAGCCCGCACGUAUGCUGCCGCCCACCGGCUCCACCAUCCACUGUCCGCGGCAGAUACCGAGCAGAUGCGCAUGAAGUUGUUGCACCGCAACCAGACGAUCGUUGACCUGCGUCACUUCCUCGAUGGGGAAGGCGGUGUCGAUGGUGCGGUCGGUGGCGAUAUUGAGAUGUUGCACCGUCCGCCACUUACCUCGCCACCGCUCGCACCACUCUCACCGCUCACGGUAGAGUCAUCCGUCACGUCUACCUCGUCCGUACCGCUCACGCAUCUCGUUACGCUCGAGCAUCUGGCCGGCCACGGCAGCACCGGUCCGGGGGCAUCAGGAGCGUCAGCACCGCCAGCAACACCGACACUAACAGCGCCGUCCACCUUCCGCCAUGGGACCGGCCCGAUCCGUCCCACCACGCUCAACCUUUGCACAGAUGGUUCCGUACCGGCGGUGGUGAUGCGCCAGAAGCAACCGCACCAUCCGCUGCUGCUGGAGGACGAUGAGCGGAAGAUGCGACGGAUCUCGUACCUGCGGGCGACCGCACACGAUAAUCUCUUCCAGAUGCUGGAAAGCGACGCGGACAGCAGUCCAAUGUCGCUGCCACCAGCCGAUACGCCGGACACCGACGCCACGGAACCACCGGCGAUCGAAUCGCCCGGUCUGCCGUCGACGGUUCCGCAUGGGGGAAGCGAAAGUUCGGCGUUAUCAUCCGGCAAGAUGCAACCGCAGCAGCUCAAGAGUGCCUAUCGUCCUUGGCGAAGGCCUCGUCUUACCACCAACAUUCAGCCGCUGCGCCGUCUCUUCGAUCCGGUGUCAUCCGAUUCGGCCGCAUCGUCACCACUUCCACCCAUCCCCGAAACCGAACAUACACCCGGACCGUCCGCCCCGUCCACCGAACCCGGCUCCAAAAAGCGUUCACGACCCCGCCCCAUACCCCGACCGCACGACCACCACGACGAACCAGACGUAGACGCGGACAUCGACGAUGACGACGACGAUGACGACGACGACGAUGAUGUCGACGAGAUCCGCGCGGGUGCAGUGGCGCGUCCACGGCCGCCACGAUCCACGGUCGGCAAGGGCCGUUCGGCUUCCCUCGUUACGACCACGCCGCUCGGCGGUGGAACCGGCGGGCGGCUGCUCGGGGCGGCGGGCAGCCUUGGUAAUCUGCACGUCAUCACCACGACCACUGCGGGCGGUGUCGUCACACGCAACUACUUCUUCGCCCAGAGCCAUGGUACCAAAUCGAAAGCACUGGCACACUUCCGGGACGGGGCGGCCGAUACCACCGAGCCGCUGGUACGCGAGGGCGAGCUGCACGUAAAGGUGACGCUGAUCGACGGUAAGCGGUCGGCGGACCGUAGCUGGCGCACCAUCCAUGCCGAGCUGCGCGGUCACCAUCUGAAGCUGACGCUGGUGCGCGAAGGCAAGAACUCGAACCAGAGCCCGGAACCGUGCGGCACGAUUGAUCUGACGAACUUCCACGUCACCGAAGGGAACUACACGAAGCGCAAGAACGUGUUCAAGCUGGCGACUACCGUUGGUUCGUACUGUCCGCUGGAGGCGGCUGCCGUCGCCGGGUUCGGCCAUGCGGAGGUUCACCGCACACAGUCCGCAUCCGGGUUGGCUAAUGUUGGCGGUGCCGGCAGCACUUGCGGCUCAUCCAUUCGCAGCGCAUCCACAGUCGGAUUGCCCGGGUCGGAGCGUGAACUACUGCUGCAGGCUGACAGUCACAGUGACAUGCAGCAGUGGAUGGAGUCGUUGCGGCUUGUUUGCGGUGGUGGCAGCACCAGCCAGCUGCAUAGUCCGGAUUAUCUGAGCGGACGUGGAGGCCAGCAGGCGGAACCGCAACGUAUUGCAGCACAAACAAGCGUGCAGGUGCAUGCGGGUAGUGUUGGCGGUGGUGGUAACAGUGGCGACGACUACUCCCCGGUGCUGCCGGCGAAAUCCCACCGGAAGUAUGCGCUCGGUUCUCGCUCACCGUCCGGUCAGUCGCCGGUCACGAAAAGCCGGAAGACACCGCAAACCGGAUGCAGCUCGCCGACCGGCAGCGCAGACCAACCGAUCGUGUCCAUCUCGGCGACCACCAAUCAACCGACCGCUCCGUACCAUCAACCGCAUCAUCAACCACACCAUCUGACGCUGCAGCAGCAGCAGCAGCAACAGUUUGCCGGUACGAAGGAUACCUCCGAUCGGGAGAGCGGUUCGCCAAAGUCGAAAACCUGGAAGGGUAUUGUGGCGCGUCAGUUUCGCAAGAUGCAGGGCCAACCGCCCGGUUCACCGGGUGCCUCCGCUACGGGCGGAUCCGACCUGAUGGCGCUGCCAGACGGGGCCUCGAUUAAUGUGCCACUGCAACAGUGCCCGGUGUCGGAGGAAAACCCGUACGUGCCGCUCGUGCUGGCCAAGUGCACCGGCAUCGUGGAAUCGAAGGGCCUGGGCGUGGUCGGCAUCUAUCGCAUCCCGGGCAAUACCGCCGCCAUUACGCAGCUCACCGAAACGAUCAACCGUGGGCUGGAUGAGGCCGCCCUGCGCGACCCACGCUGGGAGGAUGUGAAUGUCGUCUCCUCGCUGCUGAAAUCGUUCAUCCGCAACCUGCCGGAACCGCUGCUACCGAACGAACUGUACGGUGGGUUCAUUGCCGCGGACAAGAUGACCGGCCAGCACCGGCUGCUCGAGCUGCGCCAGCUGCUACGACGCGUGCCGCCGAUGAACUACGAAACGCUGAAGCAUCUCAUGCGCCAUCUGCAUCGCGUCAGCACGCACAACGAGGUGAACCUGAUGGAUCCCCGUAACCUGGCCAUCGUUUUCGGCCCAUCCGUUGUCCGUUCCGCGAACGAAUCGCUCGAAACGGCCGUCAAGGAUAUGCGCCACCAGUGCCAGAUCGUCGAAGUGCUUAUCAACUACUAUCAAUACUUCUUCGAGGACGGACUGCUGCCGGCUGUGGACGAGAGCAAGAACGGCACCGGCACCGUCGUCGACACCGGCCUGGACGUACCAUCGGCCUCACUGCUUCUGGACAACGUUGCCAAAAUCGAGCCGUUUAAGGAGCAGUCAAAAGAGAGUACAUCCGGCUUUGUGGCCAACAUUGUACAGGCAGCUAAUCGUAAGAUUCGCCGUACGGCACAGCGUAAGAGCACCAUGUCGUCGACCACUCCCGAUACGCUCUCGCUCGACAGCACCACGUCGGCGGAAUCCAAGGAGCAGUCGUCACGCGUCAUCCGGCGCUAUCUGGAGCUGGGCCCGAAGGCCGGCACACCGCUGAGUGUGGGGGCGGGUUCGGGCGGCUCGGAGCGCGCCCUGCAGGUCGUGCAUGACAGCAUCGCGCCGGUUGCGAUCCGUGGCCCGCGCUCGGUUGGCAGUGCCGGGCCCGGGUGUGAACCGCCAACUGACGACAGUCUGUUACAGCUGCACCAUCAUCAUCAUCAUCACCAUCACUACUAUCACAGCAGCAGCAGCCGGCACCACAGCAGCCAGAGCAAUGACGACGCGUCAUCAGUAUUAAAUCGCUCAUCCGAGGACGACUCGAACGACAGUGCCUUCGCCGACAACGGUUCCAUGUCGUUGAAGACGGUGACGAUCGCGCUGGAUAAUAAGUUGCGCUCGCUGCGCGACUCCUCGAUCGAUUCCGACCGGGACCAGACGCAGGAGAGUGAUGGUGAUCUGAGCGGUGGUGGGUACGGCAAUGGGCGGCACUCGCUCCAUCAGCAGUGGAGUCACAUGGGGCGUGCCCCGCGCCCGCUCACGCUGGGUGAGAACAUCCCGUACGCGGACGAGUCACCGGAGCGGCCCCUGAUACAGGGUCGCUCGAAGCCGCAGCGUUCGCUGACGAUCGCGUCGAACAGCAAUAACAACAACCAGGAGGAUGCUGUGCCGGGAGCGGUUGUAACGCCCGGCAAGCAGCAGCUCAAGAAGGCACUGACGGCUCAUUCGCAAAAGUCGAUCGAUAGCGGCGGUACGGUGAACUCCAGCACGAACAACAGCUGCCUGACGCUUGUGAACGAGACGGACGCAACACUCGACGUUGGUGGUGGGUGUGGUGGUUGUGCGGGGGAUGGAACCGGAGAGGAACAGGAAGGUGAGGAGCAGCCGGUAGCUGCCAAGGGUCGCAAUGUAUCGCUCAGCUCGGACGAAACCGACACCUCGACAACGAGCAAUCCGCGCGAGAAGCUAACCGCCGCCACGUAUCGCAUCGAUACGGAGAAGCUGAAGAAGAUGAACCGCAUCCUGACGCAGCUGGAACGCAAAGCCAACAACCUCGAGCGUAAGUUCAACCUGAACCGUUCGCUCUCGCUGAACUACAAAUCGCCCAAGGCGGUGGAUUGCUGCUGCACCCAUCACGGGCUACCCGUGACGCAUUCGUCCCAGGCACCGUUAGCACACUGCUGCCAGCACCAGCAGCAGCAACAGCAACAGCAGCAACAGCAGCAGCACAUCAGCAACAACCUCAACAACAACAACAGCGCGAGCUGCCACAACCACAACGGUGGCACGAUCGUUAGUUUGCGUUCGCGCCUCUCCCUCACCAAGGACGAAAAGACGGACAAGAACAUAAACCGGCGCCGCCAGAUACACGACACGCCGGCGACAGCCGCAGCGCCGGGUGGUACCGGUUCGGCACCGGCCGCAUCCGGGGGCUGUGCGACCACCACCGGCAAUGGCAAUGCGAGCGGUAGCAACGACAGCAGCAGCUGCGGUGAACCGGCCGGUCCACAGAUCAUUCUCACACCGGCCGCACCGGUCGCACCGAAUGCGGCCACGCGGCAGCGGCGCCAUGUUGGCAGCCGUUCGAUCCGGCGGCGCCACACGGUCGGUGGAACGCACGAUUACUAUUCGAACAAAAUGAACGGCCAGCACCAUCACCACCAUCACCACCAUCAUCCGCAUCAUCAGCCGCACCAUCACCAUCAUGUCGGGCCCGGUUGCUGUCCGGUGCCGCAGAACUGAACCGUCACCCACAUAUAUGGCCCCCCCGUGCGUUUUACGUUUCGUCUGCUUUUCUUCCCUUUUAUACUAUCCUUUCUCGGUGUAGAGCGUAGGUUGUUUUUUUUUGUUUGUUGUUGUGGUUUUGGUGUAGAAGAUUUCAGCCAACCUCGAUAGAGUUGGAAAGCGAACUGUUAGAGGGUAGGCAGAGUAGGCAAAUAGCAACACACAACCAAUUUAUACAAUAUCCCCACUUUCAUGCUUGUGUUUAAGUGUUUCAUCGUGCAAUGCGUGUGUGUGUGCAAGUGUGAGUGUGUGUAAGCAUUAGUCAUGUAAGGGACGAAUUUUGAGGUAGUAAGAGACGAGAGGAGUUAGCAGGGAGCAAGGAGAGAGUAUAGAUAGUAGAACCUCCCAGCCAGCGAAAACACUACUCUUAUUUCGAAAACAGUAUCGAUACGAUAUGCGUACGCACUACGCAUACCAACUUAUACAACCGUAGUUCAAUAUUGUAUUUAAGCAUGCGCUCCAACCUGGAGCUGCCCAAAACAAUGCGGCCCGAGCUCAAACCGACUCGGCCGACCGUAGACAGUACAGACGAAUCAGGCUAAGGCAGGCGUACGCAUCGGUGGGUUGAAACACCUCGCCCGCCGAGGUACUCUAAGUAGAUUAGUUUCAAAUAUUCAAACAUUUGUACACACCGCGCACACACACACAGAGAUAAAAAAAACCCCCAAGCGCACGCACACACACCUAACAAAAAGGACACACGUAAGCGGGUACGGUGGUAUGAAAUCAAAAUUGUGAUAACUAUUGGGUGGGGUGUAAACAGCGAAAAAAAAAACACAGGGCAACGAAUGAAGAAUUUCGGCUUAGAUUAAAAAAAAAGUAAUUAAUUGUGCCCUUCGGGCAUAACGAAACAAUGUUUGCUAAGAGCCCUCUGUUAUUGUUUUAUAAUUAUUAUUAUUGCUAUUAUCUCUUUCGCCACCGUACUGUGUGCCCCCCCUCUGUUGUGUGCGUGUGGGGAGCUGUGUGUGUGUGUGUGUGUGUGUGUGUGUGAAUGUGUGCUGUAUGUGUGUGUGCACGCAAAAUGAUAUAAUGAUUAGUUUUUGUUUUCUUUUCUUUGCAAACACUUGUGUCCCGUUUUAUUGUGCCCUUUUGCUAACACACCUAAUUAUCGUGUAUCGUGUACCAGCAAAAAGCAAACAAAAAAAAACCGAGAUUGUGUGCGUGUGAUUAGACGGUUUUUUUUUCUUUUGCGUUAUGUAUUACAUUAUCUUCUACCAGCUAAUACUUUUGCUACAAACAAACAAACAAGCCUCCCUCCUCCCCCCGAUCCAUCAAUGUGUACGUGUUUGUGUACGUGUGUUCUUUAUCAUUGUAUGUGUUUUGUGUGCGUGUAUGUGUGCGCCUGUGUAUGGUUAAACCCGUUCAUUAUUGGAAUUUUCUUUGCUGCUCUGCCGGUGCAGCAGUGUUCGUUCACGUUCGGUUUUGUUUUUCUUCUGCUGUGGCAGAAACAAAAAUCAGCUGAAUGCGAAGCGAAAUUAUGAAAUUAAGAUUUCUACGCAACGGAUAGGAACGUAAUCCGGAUGGAACGAUAAAUAACGCCAGCUCGUUAGCUUCCCAGACAAGAAGAGACCGACCUGUCACCGCCAUGUAGGUCGCGUUCUGUGCAACGCGAAGUAGAAAUGUUCGCACAUCAGAUUCGACCACUGGCUGCGUAGCUUAGAAGGGGAUGGCAAAGAUUCGGGCAAGCUUUAUGCCCACCGUACAGGAAGCAGCAAAAACAAAAAGUGUAGCGAACAAAAGUAUGAAUGAUAUCAAAUUUAGGGGCGUCAUCCGUGAGCGGGUCGCCAUUUUCGAUGCGAUUUUCUAGCCGCUUGUUUUUUUCGGCCAAUUUAGUGGAUGUUAGCCCACGAUGGAGGAAGGUUUAAAACAUAAGUAAGGAAGAGCGAGCGGAGUUCCAAAAAUCGAGGGCGAAGAAAAAAAAUGCAAAACUUCAAAAGCAACGGCGUACACACGGCAGGAGAAGUGAUAUUAAUUGCUAAUAAAAAUUGAAU